Messenger RNA from Hypanus sabinus (Atlantic stingray), 2428 nucleotides. Its product is annotated as gastrula zinc finger protein XlCGF8.2DB-like. The transcript is spliced from 2 exons. NCBI's taxonomy places the organism in Eukaryota, Metazoa, Chordata, Chondrichthyes, Myliobatiformes, Dasyatidae. The coding region runs from base 506 to 1561 and encodes 351 amino acids. The record is from RefSeq and is a predicted model, not a curated record. Gene Ontology annotation, biological process: regulation of cytokine production; regulation of immune system process; negative regulation of transcription by RNA polymerase II.
GCGCUGAAGCACUGAUGAACUGCGCAAGCGUCAGGCUGAUGACAUCCCCGAGUAUCACGCAUGCGCGCAGCACACGAGGCCUUGAAAAUGUCGGUUGCAGGUUAAAAACGAGAAGGAAUUUGUCGCCGGGGAUCUCAAACAGAAAACGCCAGUUUUGCUGUCUCUGUCUGGAUAUUUAAGAAGUGGAGCGAGGGAUUCAAUCGACUAUCCUUCCUGCUCAGACUGUGGAGAGGGAUUCAAUUGAUCAUUUGACCAAAUAGCAAGCCAGUCAUCUUACACAGGAGAAAGGCUGUUCACCUUCUCAGACAGUGGGAAUAGAUUCACUCAAUUAUCACAAUUGAAGGUACAUCAGCAAGUUCACACUGGGCAAGGCCAUUCAUCUGUUCUGUGUGUGAGAAAGGAUUCAGUUGGACCUGUGGACACACCAGUCAGUUCACACCACACCUGGUAGAGGCUGGUGAUCUGCUGAAUUUCUGGGAAAAGAUUCACUCAGUCAUUUGACCUUAUGGCUCACCAGCGAGUUCACACUGGGGAGAAGCCAUUCACCUGUUCAGUCUGUGGAAAGGGAUUCACUCAGUCAUCCAACCUACGGAGUCCCCAGCGAGUUCACACUGGGGAGAGGCCGUUCACCUGUUCAGAAUGUGAGAAGAGAUUCACUCAGUCAUCCAACCUACGGAGUCCCCAGCGAGUUCACACUGGAGAGAGGCGCUUCACCUGCUCAGUCUGUGGGAAGAGAUUCACUCGGUCAUCCAACCUACUGGUACAUCAGCGAGUUCACACUGGGGAGAAGCCAUUCACCUGCUCAGAAUGUGGGAAAGGAUUCAGUGAGUUAUCCAACCUACUGGUACAUCAGCGAGUUCACUCUGGGGAGAAGCCAUUCACCUGCUCAGUCUGUGCGAAGGGAUUCACUCGGUCAUCUAGCCUACAGAAUCAUCAGCGAGUUCACACUGGGGAGAAGCCAUUCACAUGCUCAGAAUGUGGUAAAGGAUUCAGUGAGUUAUCCAACCUACUGGUACAUCAGCGAGUUCAUACUGGGGAGAAGCCAUUCACCUGCUCAGAAUGUGGGAAAGGAUUCAGUGCUUUAUCCAGCCAACUGAGACAUCAGCGAGUUCACACUGGGCAGAAACCGUUCACCUGUUCAGAAUGCGGGAAGAGAUUCACUCAGUCAUCCCACCUGCAGAGUCAUCUGCCAGUUCACACUGGAGAGAAGCCAUUCCCCUGCUCAGAAUGUGGGAAGAGGUUCAGUCACUCACGCUCCCUGCAGAGACACCAGUCAGUUCACACUGGGGAGAAGCCGUUCAUCUGCUUAGUCUGUGGGAAGAGAUUCACUGAGUCAUCCAGAUUACUGGUACAUCAGCGAGUUCACACUGGGGAGAAGCCGUUCAUCUGCUUAGUCUGUGGGAAGAGAUUCAAUAACUCAUCCAGAUUGCUGGAACAUCAGCGAGCUCACACUGGAGAGAGGCCAUUCACCUGCUCAGAAUGUGGGAAGAGAUUCACUCACUCUUCCACACUACAGAGACAUCAGCAAGUUCACACUGGAGAGGAGCCAUUUACCUGCUGAGAAUGUGGGAUAGGAUUCACUCAGUCAUUCCAACUACUGGCACACCAGUCAGUUGUUAUGAAUCCCUAGGUUUUGUUUGCUGUGGACUGUCAUUUUAAGAGAGAGAGAUUAGGAAGUUUAAUCAGUCUGACUUGCAGCUUGUUUACAUCACUCACAGCUUGUUUAGUUUUAACUGAGGACACAGACACUCAGAGUCAGACGGAGAUGAAGGAGGAAAAAUGGAAAGAUCGAUACAAGGGAAAUAGGUGCCAAGGGUCACUGUUUGGAAUUUUCCUAUGCCCGCAAGUAUGGGUUAAUUAUCGAUUCAUCAUACAUCGUCUGUGUGGUUGUCACCUCGUUUGAUCCAUAGGAGUGGAUCUGAUUUGGGGUAUCAUGUGAAGACCACCGAUGUGUUAACCCUUGCCUGGGUGUGGUGUGGUAAUUCACUUGAAGAUGAUACGCCUUGUGACAAGUCACUUUGGGUGAUAAUUAUUAUGUGGAUUUGGAAGGAUGACAGAUAAUAUCUACAGUGACUGUUCUCUUGUUUUACCACCAUGGAACCUGUGGAAUUCGACAUAAUUGCCUUCUCUCGACAUUUACCCUGGAUUACAUAUAUCUCUCUCAUCACCUAUUCUGUGGUUGAACUGAACUUUCAUACUUUACCAUCUCAAGACUCCAAGCCUUGUUCUCCCCAAGCUCAAUAGUUUUGGAUUUAUAUUUACGCACAUGUAUACACAUAACACUGUUAACUUUUGUUUAUCUUGCUUAAGUUACUAUAUUAUAAGUCGAUUCUAAUAAAGAUAGUUUUAAGAUCAAAAACAGACUCCUGGUGUAGUCUCCACGAGGAAAUCUGCAGAUGCUUGGAAGUCAAACACACACAAAAUGCUG